CAAACGGCUCCUAGCACCACUCACACAGCAGCUGUUGGAACGUGCAGAGGCAUCUCACAAACGAGGACAAUCCCCAGUCAGUCAUAAUGGUCAAAGUUGGAAUUAAUGGAUUCGGUCGUAUCGGCCGCCUGGUCACACGUGCAGGUUUCAUUUCCAAGAAAGUAGAAAUCGUGGCGAUCAAUGACCCCUUCAUUGACCUGGAGUACAUGGUGUACAUGUUCAAGUAUGAUUCCACCCACGGCCGUUUCCAUGGUGAGGUCAAGGCUGAGGGAGGAAAGCUGGUGAUUGACGGACAUAAAAUUACCGUCUUCAGCGAGAGAGACCCAGCCAACAUCAAGUGGGCUGACGCUGGAGCCCAGUAUGUUGUGGAGUCCACUGGCGUCUUCACCACCAUUGAGAAGGCCUCUGCUCACCUGAAGGGCGGCGCUAAGAGGGUCAUCAUCUCUGCCCCCAGUGCUGAUGCCCCCAUGUUCGUCAUGGGUGUCAACCACGAGAAAUACAAUAACUCCCUCAAGGUUGUCAGCAAUGCCUCCUGCACAACCAACUGCCUGGCUCCCCUUGCCAAGGUCAUCAAUGACAACUUCACAAUCAUUGAGGGUCUGAUGAGCACUGUUCAUGCCAUCACAGCCACUCAGAAGACGGUGGACGGCCCAUCCGGCAAGCUGUGGAGAGAUGGCCGUGGUGCCAGCCAGAACAUCAUCCCCGCCUCCACUGGCGCUGCCAAGGCUGUGGGCAAGGUCAUCCCCGAGCUUAAUGGUAAGCUGACUGGCAUGGCCUUCCGUGUCCCCACCCCCAACGUGUCAGUUGUUGACCUGACUGUCCGUCUGGAGAAACCAGCCAAGUAUGAGGACAUUAAGAAAGUGGUCAAGGCUGCAGCAGAUGGCCCAAUGAAGGGAUUCCUGGGAUACACAGAGCACCAGGUGGUGUCCACAGAUUUCAAUGGCGAUGUCCGCUCCUCCAUCUUUGAUGCCGGCGCUGGCAUUGCCCUCAAUGACCACUUCGUCAAGCUGGUCACGUGGUAUGACAAUGAGUUCGGCUACAGCAACCGCGUCAUUGACCUGAUGUCCCACAUGGCUUCCAAGGAGUAGAGCUGACAUUGCACUUCCUAGAUACUGACUUGCUCUGCCAUCCACCCACCCACCCACCUUGAAUGAAUGGAGAUUCCUGCCUGAGGCAGUCUGCUUGGGCUGUUGGGGAGGUGGGGAGGGAGAGGCAGCAUGCCUAGUCUGGUGACCAACUAAGUUUUUGUAUGGAUAAAGCCCUGUUCUGUUCUUGUGUGAGGUUCUCAUGUCUGUCGCAUGGGUGAUGUGCUGCAGACUGGGAGAGCAAAAUAAAAGUCCUCUGUUUGUGAGAAUUAA
Messenger RNA from Alosa alosa (allis shad), 1358 nucleotides. It is a transcript of the gene gapdh, whose product is annotated as glyceraldehyde-3-phosphate dehydrogenase. Bases 87 to 1088 code for a protein of 333 amino acids. Lineage: Eukaryota; Metazoa; Chordata; Actinopteri; Clupeiformes; Clupeidae. Gene Ontology annotation, biological process: glucose metabolic process. The transcript has 12 exons. Gene Ontology annotation, molecular function: NAD binding; oxidoreductase activity, acting on the aldehyde or oxo group of donors, NAD or NADP as acceptor; NADP binding. The record is from RefSeq and is a predicted model, not a curated record.